This is a messenger RNA of Spodoptera littoralis (African cotton leafworm), 1362 nucleotides long. The record is from the annotation of a GenBank genome assembly. NCBI's taxonomy places the organism in Eukaryota, Metazoa, Arthropoda, Insecta, Lepidoptera, Noctuidae.
AUGUCAAAACUACUAUUUUUAGUACUAACCGCGGUAUACGCGGAGGCUUGCUAUUGGAACGCCCCGUGCCCUUAUCAGCUGUUUGGAUCCAAAACACCAUAUGAUACCGUUCGAGGAGAUAUCAGAGACUACCCAAUACCAACAAAUUGCCAAGCAGUGUCAAUAUGGACACUGAACCGACAUGGCAACAGGAACCCUGGCACCAGUGUGACCCUUGGCAUGAAGGAGGUCACACACCUCAAGGAAGAGAUCAUCGCCAGCUAUGAAGCUGGCAAUAGCCAGCUUUGUGCACAGGACAUCGAGGACUUCAAAAAAUGGACCUGGAACAACACUUUAGACACAACCACCUCCUACCUCACGGGAGUCGGUUACGAGGAGUUGUACGACAUUGGCAAGAGGAUCAGGGAGAAGUACCCUCACCUGAUGACUGGAACCGCUGACCGUUUCCACUUCAGACCUACCAACGAGCAGAGGACCAUAACCAGCUGUGCUGCCUUCGUACAUGGCCUGACUGAUGGCAUUAAUCUGAAUGUUACUGUGGAAUCAGUUCGGACGAGGGAUGAUGUUAUUAGGCCGUAUGAGAACUGCGAUCGCUAUCAGCAAGAAGUUAAAGGUGGACCAACUCUGAAUUAUCAACUGGACUCGUAUUUUACAUCACCUAAUUAUGUUGCUAUCCAAAACGCAGUCCAGUACCGUCUAGGCCUGACCUCCAAGCUGAACUCUUCAGACCUGUUCUCAAUCUACGAGUUGUGUCGGUUCUACCGCUCCUGGGGACCCACGCUGAAGUCUCCCUGGUGCUCCGUCUUCACUGAUGAGGAUCUUGUCAUCAUGGAGUACUAUGAUGACGUCAGACAUUAUUACAGAAACGGAUAUGGGUCUUGGGUAAACGAGAACCUUGGUCGUCUACCUCUGAAGGACCUUUACGACAGCUUCUCCAAUUCCGUGGAGGGCAUUGGAAAGAAAGUCACCGGUUACUUCACCCACGACACGAUGAUGGAGAUGGUGUUCUGUGCCCUGGGACUGUACAAGGAUGAUCCUCCACUACAAGCCCUUUUGAUGGACGGCGAGAGGUCUUGGAGGACCAGCUACAUUGGGGCCUUCUCUGUCAAUUUAGUUGCUGUGUUGAACAGCUGCACAGAUAACAAUAUCAACCCGGAGUACCGAGUCCAAAUAUUCAUCAACGAGAAGGAGACACCAAUCUGUCCCCUGAAAGGAUGCACCUGGGCUGAGUUCCAGGAAAAAUUCAAGCACUUCUCGCAAGCCAACCUGGAUUUCUGUAGCAUGAGCUUUGUACCUGAACAAGAGAAUGAGGCCUCACCCAACAGUGCUGCCCCAACUAAAGUAUUCUGGAAUUAUUGGUAA